CUUUGGAUCAUAUUAUACAAUUAUACAUGAUCUAAAACUAAAAUGCUCACUGUCGAGUGCCGAUGCCUCAUUCACUCAAAUUAUCUCACUUGAGUUACUUCUAAGUUCUAACUGUGGAAGUUCUUGAAGCCAAAUUAUCGGCCAAAAAAAUUAUUGACAAUAAUUAAUAAUUUACAGUGCUUGUAUGUUGAUCUUUUUGAUAGAAAGUAUUUUUUUUAAUAAAUAAUGGCUUUGCGAUUCUUAAAACGUACUUACAAUCGAAUGUUUCUUGCAAAAGACCCGAAGCCACCAUACACAAGUCAUGUAGUACAAAUCGGUGAUCCAGUAUUGCGGUGUAAAGCACUCUCGGUCCCUUCAGAGAAGAUUGGGACUGAAGAAGUACAUAAUCUCAUUUAUAUUUUGAAAUCACUUAUGAAAAAAUCAAACCUAAUUGGUUUGGCUGCACCUCAAGUUGGUAUACCGUUACAAAUAUUUGUUAUUCAUUUCCCGCAUCCAUCCCAUUAUUUCAGUAAAGAAGAGAUAAAAUUUAAAGGAAUGGAACAUGUUGAAAAUCAGGUUUGGAUAAAUCCGGAACUUAAGGUUUUGGAUCAUGAAAAAAUUACGUUUAAUGAAUCCUGUGCUAGCUUUAAGGGUUAUUCAGCUGAUGUACCCAGAUACAAGCGUGUGCUUUUAACAGGGAUUGAUGAAAAUGGAGAGAAAAAAACUUUAGAUGCAAAAGAAUGGACUGCUCGAAUAGUUCAGCACGAAAUGGAUCAUUUAAAAGGAGUGAUGUACAGUGAUCGCAUGGUACUAGAUAGUCUUUGUUGUACAGGAUGGCAAACUAUUAAUCAAUAUCAAGGAUUUGUAGAACUUAGGUAUGAAAAUUAGGAAAUUGCUGAAUUGUCAAACAUUUAAGAAUCCAUUGUCCUUUAUUUUAUGGGAAUGAACUAAAAUUGUUGAUUAUCUAGUUAAUAUUUUUGUAUAAUAUAACUUGUCAGUAAUUAAUUAUUAA
This is a messenger RNA of Melanaphis sacchari, 991 nucleotides long. Its product is annotated as peptide deformylase, mitochondrial-like. The record is from RefSeq and is a predicted model, not a curated record. NCBI's taxonomy places the organism in Eukaryota, Metazoa, Arthropoda, Insecta, Hemiptera, Aphididae. The coding region runs from base 226 to 867 and encodes 213 amino acids. The transcript has 5 exons. Gene Ontology annotation, biological process: N-terminal protein amino acid modification; peptidyl-methionine modification. Gene Ontology annotation, cellular component: mitochondrion. Gene Ontology annotation, molecular function: peptide deformylase activity.